Molecule: messenger RNA, 510 nt
Organism: Thecamonas trahens ATCC 50062
Lineage: Eukaryota; Apusomonadida; Apusomonadidae
Exons: 1
Coding region: 18-407 (129 amino acids)
Source: RefSeq, a predicted model, not a curated record
UCUGAAUCACCAUUCUAAUGCUGCGGACUACGAUCUACCUUGCUAUCGGGCUCUGCUUCCUGGCCAGCGUCACAGCUGGCGUGCACUAUGAGCUGCAGUUUACUGCGGACCAGUUCUGCCAAUCGGCGUCAAUUAUCUACAAGUUGACGACUACGAUGUCGCCGCCGUUCCCUUGCCAGGCCAUGCCCGGUACGAUGUGCAUCAUCAAGGGCACCGACCCGAACAACUGCAUUCCGCAGCCGUACUUUUCUAUCGACGGCAUCUCCAACGUGAUCAACCUCUGGGGCGACGACCAGUGUACCCAGCGGUCGGGCCCUCCGCUCGGCUCGUACCGGUGCAACCUCUACUUUGGCGUUGCCGACGGUGUCGACUUUCGCCGCAUCAACUACACCCGGUACGAGAACUGAGGUUGACUGUGCCGAUGUCAUACAGGCGCAAGUGCAAGCGCAGAGCGUUUUUCCUCCGCUGCUCUGCAACAGGCCUACACACGUAAACGACACUAUGGCCUUG